Nakaseomyces glabratus is the source of this 858-nucleotide messenger RNA. RefSeq names its product exosome non-catalytic core subunit CSL4 (gene CSL4). Gene Ontology annotation, molecular function: RNA binding. Gene Ontology annotation, biological process: RNA processing. The record is from RefSeq and is a predicted model, not a curated record. Gene Ontology annotation, cellular component: nuclear exosome (RNase complex); cytoplasm. Lineage: Eukaryota; Fungi; Ascomycota; Saccharomycetes; Saccharomycetales; Saccharomycetaceae.
AUGUCUGAACACUUACCUAUAGAUCAAACCGUCUUUCCAGGAGACUUAAUAUGUCCCGAAAUCGGCUCUGAGAAGCAAGAAGACAAGCUUAUAAUCUAUAAAUAUACCCCAGGAAGAGGCUGCAGUUUGCAAAAAUAUAAAUACAAUCAACAUUCUCUAGAUGCGAUUGUAUCAACAGUGGUUGGUGUAGUAGAAACACAAGAAAUAGAACCCGAGACUACAGAAACAAAAGAGAAUAAUACGGUAACCACCGAAGGAGACACUGAUAGAACGGUGAAGUAUGUAGAGGUUCGAGUAGUUCCAAUACCGAAGGAUCUAGAAGUUGAGUACAAAUCAAACAAGGAUAAUAAUUUUGCGAAUAAUUUACCAAAAGAAGGAGAUGUUGUUCUUGCUAGAGUAACAAGAAUAUCGGCACAGAAGGUAAACGUUGAAAUAUUGGCAGUAGAGAAUGAACCAAUCCCUCUAGAUAGUGGUGUUGGUAGUAAUGGUGCUGGUAAAGUUGCACCAGGUGGUGGUUCUGGGGCAUCAACAUUUUCUGUAUCUCAGGCCUCUUCUGAUUUGGGAGAAACAUUCCGUGGUAUGAUCAGGUCACAAGACAUUAGAGCUACUGAAAGAGACAGAGUAAAAGUGAUAGAAUCCUACAAGCCUGGUGAUAUAAUCAGAGCUCAGAUAUUAUCAUUAGGUGAUGGGAAUAAUUAUUAUUUGACAACUGCAAGAAAUGAUUUAGGUGUAGUUUUUGCUAGAUCUGAUAAUGGCGCCGGUGGGUUGAUGUAUGCUGUGGAUUGGCAAACCAUGGUGUCGCCAUUUACUGGUGUACAAGAGAGAAGAAAAUGUGCCAAACCAUUUGAAUACGAAUAA